AUUUUCAGUGGAACUAUUUAACCAAUUCUUCCCUUUGCAGAGCCAAAUGGGAGAGUUCCUAAACGGGCAACUUUCGCGACGCUCCCUCAGUGUGGCCUCCAAGGAGCGAGACGUGGGGACUAGGAACUACGUUUCCCAAACUGCACUGAGGCUGACCCGGAAGUUUAAAUUCCGCUCCCUCCACGAGAAAGAGUUGUAGUGCGUGAAAAUAAACAUUAAAACACACGCAAAUGUAUUUUCCUGGCUGCAGCACCUGCCGUCUUGCCUCGGUAGGAGUCAUUUUCAAAAACAGCAGCUUCUUGAGGCCCAGAACGCAUUCCUGUGCUACGGAAAGCGGAAGAGAAGCUCUCGGGGUCAGAAGGCGAAGGUUAGAGGGCCGAAUUGGCGGGAGAAUAGGUUGGUGGUCCACGAUCUGAGGCAACGGUGGCUCCGCGAGGUCCACGGUCCCGGGAGUGAUAAGAGGAUUCUUGCUUUUCUGGAAGCUAACACAUAGUCAGUGCCAAAGUAGUGACAGAAGAAAUCUUGGGAGGAAGCAUUUUUGCCUUGUACUUGAAACAGCUGCUGGGCCACCAUGGCUCCUGUGAAGAUCAGCCAUGUGGUAUCAUUUUCUUCUCAGGAUCCCAGGUAUCCUGUAGAGAACUUGCUAAACCCAGAUAAUCCAAGGAGACCUUGGCUCAGCUGCCCUCAGGACAAGAGUGGGCAACUGAAAGUAGAACUACAGCUGGAGAGGGCAGUGCCCAUUGGCUACAUUGAUGUGGGUAACUGUGGCUGUGCAUUCCUGCAAAUUGAUGUGGGCCGUUCUUCCUGGCCCCUGGACAGACCUUUCGUCACCCUGCUCCCUGCAACCAUGCUAAUGUCUCUAACUGAUUCAAAGCAGGGGAAGAACCGCUCUGGGGUCCGCAUGUUUAAAGAUGUUGAUUUCCUGGCUCCAGCCUCAGGAGAGUUAUGGGAUCGACUUCGCCUGACCUGCUCCCAACCCUUCACGCGUCAUCAGUCCUUUGGCCUGGCCUUUCUACGGGUGCGUUCUUCUCUGGACUCCUUAGAUGACUCUGUGUUGGGUCCCUCAGCCCUUGUGAGCUCUGUGCUGAACAAGGGUUCUGAUGCUCAGGAGUCUGGUCCUAGCCCCUGGCUAGCUAAUCCUUCCAUCCGGAGGACAUUCUUCCCACAUCCCCAUACGGAUACCAAGGAAAUUUCAGAGCUCAGGAAUAUCCUAACACAGAUGCAGCCAGGGACUCUGGGGCGUUCAGCCCACAUGGUGCUUUCUGCUGCCCGCAAGGUGCCUCCAGUCAGUGUGGCAAGCCCAAAGAACAACCAUGCAGAAUCAGGUUCCAGUCCUCCAGACAGGGCAGAGCCCAGAGCAGAGGAGCAAAACUCUGAGAAUGAUGUGGGCAGAAUGAAAAGAAGGAAAGUGCAGCACCAAAGGCCUGUAUCCAACUCUAAUUCUCGGCCAAACAGGAGGGAGACAGCAAGAGCAAGGCAAAAAAAACAGCACCGACCCCAGGCCCAAAGCAGUGGUGACCAGGAUAGCGGACUGUGCCCAAUUUGUGCAGGCUCCUUCAGGAUUGAGAUUCUUCCCCAGCAUGCUGCCACUUGUGGAGAGACCUCCCCACCUCACCCAGCUUCUCCCUCCUCAUCAUCUUCGUCCCAGUCUGUACUAUUUCACUCUGUGGUACUAACACCGGUUCCCCUGGUCCCCAGGCCUCUCCACUCCUUCAUCCACCAACAGCUUAACUGGACUGAGAUCAUGAACAGGAAGCUCAGGUUCCCACCUCCACUCCUGGCUGCCAUCCAGGAGGACCAACUGGGCCUUGUGCAGCAGCUGCUGGAGUCAGAGGUUAAGGCCACAAGCAGUGGGCCAGGUGGGCCCCUGCACAAUGUGGAAGAGGCCAAGGAGCACUCCUGGAGGGAAGCACUCAACUUGGCCAUCCACCUGGGCCAUGAGGCCAUCACUGAUGUGCUGUUGGCCAGUGUCAAGUUUGACUUCCGCCAGAUCCAUGAGGCCCUGCUAGUGGCAGUGGACACAAAGCAACCAGCAGUGGUGCAUUGCCUGCUGGCCCACCUGGAACGGGAGAAGGGUCGCAAAGUAGACACCAGGUCUUUCUCACUGGCUUUCUUUGACUCAUUAAUUGAUGGCUCCCGCUUUGCACCUGGUGUGACUCCUCUCACCCUGGCCUGCCAGAAGGACCUGUACGAGAUAGCACAGCUGCUCAUGGACCAGGGCCACACCAUUGCCUGGCCCCACCUGGUCUCCUGUGCCUGCCUCAAGUGCAGCAACGCCCGCCGCUAUGACCUGCUUAAAUUCUCUCUGUCCCGCAUCAACACCUACCGUGGCAUUGCCAGCAAGGCCCACUUCUCACUGGCCAGUGAGGAUGCCACACUGGCUGCCUUCCGGCUUGGCCGUGAGCUCAGGCACCUUGCACGCAAGGAGCCCUCCUUCCCUAAGCCUGAGUACAUUGCCCUGGAGUCACCGAGCCAGGACUAUGGCUUUGAGCUGCUGGGCAUGUGCCGGAACCAGAACGAGGUCACUGCAGUGCUCAACGACCUGGCCGAGGACAGCGAGACUGAGCCCAAGGCUGAGGGCCUGGGCCUAGCCUUUGAGGAAGGCAUCCCCAGCCUGGCGAGGCUGCAACUGGCCGUCAACUACAACCAGAAGCGGUUUGUAGCACACCCCAUCUGCCAGCAAGUCCUGUCCUCCAUCUGGUGUGGGAACCUGGCUGGCUGGCGUGGAAACACCACCAUCUGGAAGCUCUUUGUUGCCUUCCUCAUCUUCCUCACCAUGCCCUUCCUCUGCCUUGGCUACUGGCUGGCACCAAAGUCCCGGCUGGGCCGCCUGCUAAAGAUCCCAGUACUGAAGUUCCUGCUGCACUCCGCCUCCUGUCUGUGGUUCCUCAUCUUCCUGCUGGGAGAGUCCCUGGUCGUGGAGACACAGCUGAGCACCUUCCGUGGCCGCAGCCAGAGUGUCUGGGAGACUUCACUACACAUGAUUUGGGUCACAGGCUUCCUGUGGUUUGAGUGCAAGGAAGUGUGGAUUGAGGGCCUGCGCAGUUACCUCCUGGACUGGUGAAACUUCCUGGAUAUGAUCAUCCUGUCCCUGUACCUGGCUGCCUUCGCACUGCGCCUCCUCCUGGCUGGGCUUGCCCACAUGCACUGCCGGGCAACUGCCUGCCACUAUUUCACCACGGCUGAACGAAGCAAGUGGCACACCAAGGAUCCCCAGUUCUUGGCUGAGGUGCUCUUCGCUGUCACCAGUAUGCUCAGCUUCACCCACCUGGCCUACAUUCUGCCGGCCCAUGAGUCGCUGGGCACUCUGCAGAUUUCCAUCGGCAAGAUGAUCGAUGACAUGAUCCGGUGCAUACCGGCUCUGCUCUGAGCUCUGCUCUGAAGACUCCACUUGACUUCCUUCCAAAACUCCCCAGCUCUUGGGUAACACAGGAAUCCUUGACCUGCGUUCCUCCAGAGGCAUGCGCUCCAAAGACCCCUGAAAACUACAGGCAAAAUUUGGAGGGUAAAUGUAUAUUUUUCUGCAGAGAGGGUCUACAACUUACAUCUAAUUCUCAAACAGGCCCAUGACCCCAGAAAAGAUUACGAACCAUAGAUAGCAGAAAGAGCCCUUGGUUGGGAGUUCCAGUCCCAGUUCUGUCAGUCUCCAUGACCCCUCUGUGGGCCUCAGUUUUCCCAUCAUUAAGGAAAAAGCGAUGGCACUGGACUUAGGGGUCCCUUUGGGUCCUUUCCACUCGGCAGCUGCUCUUUGAACCCCUGACCUUAUCUGGCCUUCUUGGUCCUUAUCACCUAAUCAUGUCCAGCAAAACCUGGCCUCUCACCUAAUCAGUGCCUGUAGUUAAUGCCUGCCUCCCUGGGAGUCCCCAGCCUGAAGCAGGACUACAGUGAAUGUCCUUGGUGGGAAAAACCUUAGCUGCAUCUAUUAAUAUUAACAACUUUAGCUCAGCUUAGCUUGGGGUAGAACCUCCCACCCCACCCAGGAUUCUUCUGGCCUCCCCGUGGCAGGCCAACUCAUUCUCACACAUGGCUCUGACUCUUCUGAUGAUAACUCCUGUUCAGUGGGAUUCUGACUCCCAACUGUCCCUGUGUCAUUCCUUUAGAAUCUCAGCAUCUCAUUCCCUCCCUGAGAGACCACUCCAUCCUCAGCUUUGACUGCUUGGACUUAGUACCCUUUAUUCUUUUUUUUCUUUUUUUUUUUUUUU
Molecule: messenger RNA, 4202 nt
Organism: Macaca mulatta (Rhesus monkey)
Lineage: Eukaryota; Metazoa; Chordata; Mammalia; Primates; Cercopithecidae
Source: RefSeq, a predicted model, not a curated record